This is a messenger RNA of Durotheca rogersii, 756 nucleotides long. RefSeq lists its product as uncharacterized. Lineage: Eukaryota; Fungi; Ascomycota; Sordariomycetes; Xylariales; Xylariaceae. The transcript has a single exon. Bases 207 to 662 code for a protein of 151 amino acids. The record is from RefSeq and is a predicted model, not a curated record.
AAUAUAUCAUGUCGAAGUACCCAACCAAAGCAUGAUACCAUUAAAUGAGAGAAGUCGUGAUCUCCCGAGCUGAUUUUUUUUUUCUUCUGCCGUUGAGCUCCUAUACCUACGUGAAGAUUUAUCUGUUGACUUUUCCUUCCCAGUUCUUCCCCUUCUCUCAUUUAGCCUCCGACUCUGCCUCCGUCCCCAUCUCAUGCUGAGUUUUUAUGAGGGGUUUUCUACUGUCAGGACGAAGCAGGGUUUUUCUCUUCGAGACCCUGUCUCUCCCGAUCCUGCUUCCUCGCGCGACGCCGUCUAUCCGUUAUCCGUCUUCUCCCCCCCCUCUCCCUCUCUGCGUACCGAAGGCGCAGAAAGUGACGACAAUGCUACCGACGGAGCCCUGUCCUGCCCUACCCUGCCCGACUCAGCGCCUCUCUUCUCUUUGUUUGUUUCCCCCACGUCAAGUCAGUUUGGUCAGUAAGACCGGACGAGUCCGAAAGACAAGCACAGCAGGACCGCACACACGCCAAGCGCGGACCAGCUCCUGGCUCCGCCAGGUAAAGUGUUUGAGAGUAAUGUCAAAGGUAGUCAACACUUAUUCGCUCGCCCGCUGCCUGGCUUUCCGUCGGGCGGGAAAAAUAAAAGAGAAAUUCAAGGGAGGAAGAGGAGGAGACAAAAGUUAGAUUCUAUAGUCGCCCCGGUCUAUGGAGCUCUGUCCACUCUACCGUGCCCCUGCCCUGCCUCCCGCCGCCGGCUCCCCGAAACGCGGCCCGAUGC